UUUUCGUCUGUCUCUCUCUGCAUUUCUCAGCGUAGCUAUCUCAUAUCUUCGAUGAUCAUAUCCAAUUACAUAUCUGGGAAGAUUACUCUACUCAAGCUAAGAUUGAAGGCAAAAUAAUCAAGUAUAGAGUCUGUUGUUGGAAGCCAGGAUUGUAUGGGUGAAAUAAUAGCCUAUUGGGUAAACAAAGGAUUCUAAAGUCUGAUAUCCCCCAGCACAUGUCAAAGUUGGACUUCACCUCAUUUGAGAGUAAUGAAGGCUGUUUGUGUAUAUGGCCGCGAUUUGUUAUUGCUUGACGAUGUUGCAGUAGUGGCACAGGCAUUCCCAACAGCAAAUCUGCAAGUAAUAUGGGAGAUGGAUUCAUAUACAGACUUUGGUCAGAUCACUGUUGCUUUGAAAUUGCUUGAAAGAUCCCCCAACCUAUUCGAACUGGAGAUUAAAGCAGAAAACAUGCCGUCGAGUAGGUGGAUUGACAAAGAUGACAAAGAUGCUGCUUCAAGAAUCAAUCAAGAUUUGAAGAUGCUUAAGACAAUAUUCAAGAUUGGGUCGUUUAGCAGAUCCAUAUUGGAUAUGGAUAUGCAUAUUACAAUAGCAUUUUUCAGAUUUUUGAACCGUGCUGGAGCGAUGUAUUAAGUAUAACAAACUAAACUGCCAUCACCUUCAGAAUCAAUUUGGCUUCUAUUUCAUGCUUUCCACAUUUUACCAGCUCCCAAAAACUAUUUCCAGUUUGAUUUCCAUAGCUCUAGACCACCAGAUUUUCCCACAGUUCGAUUUGAAGUUACUUUGAUCUUAAUCUAUCAAGAAAUGGUGCUCUACAAUGUGGUUUUCUUUUUGGCUUCUUGGUAAAUGCAUGAUGUAUAUUUUACAACAUUACUUCAUUAUUUUUCGAGCAUGUUUAGUUUGAACAUGAUGUUAAUUAAAUUAAAGAAUUUUUUUUGAGUGUUA
Molecule: messenger RNA, 942 nt
Organism: Ipomoea triloba (trilobed morning glory)
Lineage: Eukaryota; Viridiplantae; Streptophyta; Magnoliopsida; Solanales; Convolvulaceae
Exons: 5
Coding region: 250-630 (126 amino acids)
Source: RefSeq, a predicted model, not a curated record